Lytechinus pictus (painted urchin) is the source of this 2875-nucleotide messenger RNA. RefSeq lists its product as uncharacterized. The transcript is spliced from 11 exons. The record is from RefSeq and is a predicted model, not a curated record. Lineage: Eukaryota; Metazoa; Echinodermata; Echinoidea; Temnopleuroida; Toxopneustidae. The coding region runs from base 35 to 2875 and encodes 946 amino acids.
AUCUCGUAGCAUUGCUGUAUAUUGUCGCUUAAUUAUGAUGUCCAUUUCUACACAAGCAGUUCUCGUACUUUUCCUUGGUGUUAUCAUCUCACAAAGCGCUCCACCCACUCAGAUCUACAUCAUUGAUGGAAAGGGGGUACGUUAUUACUUUAACAACCUCUCUGUAACGGUAAAAGCUGGCAGACAACAUGAUAUCACAUGUGAAGCAUACGGAGCAAAUCCUCCUUCAGCAUUGGAAUGGCAUGUACCAGAUGAUAUGGCUGUUGUUCAUCAGGAUCAGUCUGAUGUUAUUGAAGACGGAUCUUAUAUCUCUCGUAAAGCUGUGACAAUCACACCCUCUAGGAAAGACCACGGAAAGAUUCUUAGCUGCAUUGCAUCACAUCCACAACUACAAAAUGAACGUCUACGCUCAGUUCAUCUCAAUGUUCAUGUUCUGCCAAGGGAUAUGCUGCUCUUUCGAAUUGGAGGAAACCAGUCCCAUUCCAGAGUCCUUAACGUUCAAGAAGAUACACCGACUUCAAUCACUUGUAAAAUUAUCGGGUCAUUCCCAGCGACCGAACUAUCAUUUCAGUUAGUAGGGGGUACUGGUCGAGCUGACAAUAUCCCCCUUCGCGCAAAUAUCUCAAGCAAAAGGAGUGUUUUAGACGAUAAGUUGUUCGACACCGAGGGUACCAUAACCAUUCACCCAAAUAUUGAGCGUCAUGGGAAGUACAUUUAUUGCUACGCAUCACUUGAAAAACACAUAGUUGGAUUUAUGUUCGUCAAAGUGAUUGUUUACGGCCCACCAGAAGGCAUCAAAAUUACUUCCCCUAUGGACCUGUACGAUGGCAUAGAAAUAAAUGUAACCUGCAAAGCUGUUAAUGGAUACCCAGCACCGCAUAUCCAUUGGUAUAUCGGAUCAAGAAAUCUUACAGAGGAGUCAUCCUUAAACAUAAGUGAAAAUAAAGCUGUUCGAUAUGAUGCUGAAAGCACGCUAACUCUAAUACCAACCAGUUUUGACCACGGGGAACGUCUUCUCUGCCUGGCAGUUCAACCUACGACACUCCCAGGUCGUUCGGUGAAUCAAAGCUUAGUUCUGAAUAUAAAGUAUCAUCCCGUUGUGUCAAUUACUGCUCGACAUCUUACAUCAAACAAAGCAAGUGGGACUACUGAGCUCGCGUUGAUAUGUGAAGCGGACGCCAAUCCUCCUGUCAAUACCUUCGAAUGGCUAUGCAACGAAACUGUGGUGUCCAACGACUCCAAUAACAAAGCACUACCUCAGACUAUAGAUGCAACGAUAACGUCCAGCGUACUUGUGAUUCAAAACCCACUCUCCAAGUAUAAUUUUGUCUAUAAAUGUACCGCCAAAUCAGAAUACGGCUCAGGAAGUGUGAUCUUCAAUACUGUUGAUUUGUAUUUAAUCCCGGAUGCACCUUCUGGGAUCAUCGUCCAUCAAAACCAGAUGAAAUCUUCAUCUCUUUUCGUUGCCUGGAAAUCAGCUCCACCAAAUCGGCUCUAUAUCACUGAUGGAGAGGGCAUCUUUAACCACUUUAUAAACAACCUCUCUCUAACGGUAAUAGCUGGUCAACAACAUGACAUCACAUGCGAAGCAUAUGAAGCAAUGCCCCCUGCAGUAUUGGAAUGGUGUCUACCUGAUGAUAUGGCAGUUGUUCAUCAGGAUCAGUCUGAUGUCAUCCAAGACAGCUUUUACAUCUCUCAGAAGGCUGUGAGAAUCACGCUUUCCAGGAAUGACCACGGAAAGAUCCUCACCUGCAUCGCAUCACAUCCACAACUAUCUAAGAGCCUUCAAUGCUCAGUUCAUCUGAAUGUUCAUGUUCUUCCUAUGAGUGUGCUCCUCUUUCUAACUGGAAGUAACCAGUCACAAUCGACAGUCUUUUACGUUCAAGAUGAUUCACCGACUUCAAUCACAUGUAAAAGUAUUGGGUCAUUCCCAGCAACCGAACUAACCUUUCAGUUAGAAAGUGGCAAUGGUCUCGCCGAAAUAAUUAUUCCAAAUAUCUCAAGCAAAACAAGUAUUUUAGACGAUGCUUUGUUCGACACCGAGGGUACUGUAAUCAUACAUCCAAAUAUUGUACAUCAUGGGAAGUACAUUAAUUGCUUUGCAUUACUUGAAGAAUCUCUAGUGGAAUGGGUGUUUGCCAAAGUGGUCGUUUACGGCGCACCAGAAGGCAUCAAAAUAAAUUUUCCUCUGGACUUAUAUGACGGCACAGAAAUAAAUGUAACCUGCAAAGCUGCUAAUGGAUACCCUGCACCGCAUAUACAUUGGUACAUCGGAUCAAGAAAUCUUACAACGGAUUCAUCUUUGAACAUAAGUGAAAAUAAAGCUGGUCGAUAUGAUGCUGAAAGCACUCUGACUCUAAUACCGACGAGGUUUGACCAUGGGAAAAGUCUUCUCUGCCUGGCAGUUCAAACUACAACACUCCCAGCUCGUUCGGUGAAUCAAAGCUUGGUUCUGAAUAUAACAUAUCAUCCUGCUGUGUCAAUCACUGCUCGACAUCUUACAUCAAACAAAGCAAGUGGGACUACUGAGCUCGUGUUGAUAUGUGAAGCGGACGCCAAUCCUCCUGCCAUUACCUUCGUUUGGCUUUGCAACGAAACUGUAGUGUCCAACGACCCCAAUUACUACAAUCUCACCGAGACUCUAUAUGAAGAUGCAACGCUAAGGUCCAGCGUACUUGCGAUUCAAAACCCACUCAUCAUGUAUCAUUAUGUUUACAACUGCACCGCUGUAUCAGAAUACGGCUCGGGAAGUGCAGUAUUGAAUUCCCUUUAUUUGUAUUUCAUCUCGCAUCCACCUUCUGGGUUCACCAUUCACCAAAACCAGACGAAAUCUUCAUCUCUUUCCGUUGCCUGGCAACCACGAUUCAUCAUCUAG